CAUUCGUGCGAUUCGGACUGCAUGCAGAGUGCCCGUCGGCGGAUCGUGGAAUGUAUCUUACGUGGUACUGCAGUGGAUGGGUCAGAAGUCAAAGCACUCGAUCAAACGCUCGAAGAACUGACCGAUUCAAGGACAACAGGCGAAAUGCGACACAUAUCGACAACGUCAGCAGACUUCCCCAUCAAUAUACGGGACGAAAUCCGCGGCACGCAAUUUGAUGCAUUCAUAAGCGAAUUCGUGAAACCUAGGCGAGCAUUCGCGGGGCGACUUCGAUUCCUUAUGGGAUUCGUCGAUUCUGCUGAUACGGGUAUUAAACCGCUUCUAGUCACCGAUUGGGAUGGCACAAUGAAGGACUACUGCUCGCAAUAUGCAACUAAUCUUCAGCCAGUCUACAGUGCUGUUGUGAUGGGAAGAUUUGCUGAGCUGUUCACGCGUGCCACUGCUGUACUUACUGCAGGACCUCUUCGUGGUCCAGGUAUUUUGGACCUGACGGCUCUUCCCAUCAAUGGCCCAGUGAUGUUCAGUGGCUCCUGGGGACGCGAAUGGUGGCUACGUGGACGACGGGUUGUUCACGAUGACGGGAUUUCCGAAGAGGGUUUCGAUGCCAUCGGCCGUCUUAGCGAUGAGAUGACUGAUUUACUCGCGAAUGGUGUUUUCUCACAGUUUGCAUUGGUUGGCAGUGGAGUACAACGAAAGGUUGAUCGUCUUACUCUUGGAGUACAAACAGUAUUUGGCCAUGUUCCACUGGAACUUGUUGUACGAUAUAUCGAAGCAGUGAAAGAGAGAAUACAUCGUGUUGACCCCAAUAAUACAAGCCUUGUACUGGAGACGUCUUCGCCGCUUGAAAUCGAAGUUUGCGUCCAUAAUUCAGGAGCAGUUUGGAAUAAGGGCGAUGGUGUGGCGGCAUUAAUAGAAUCUCUACACGAUACUUUGAAAAACGGAAAAGUUUUGGUGGCCGGUGAUACCACUAGUGACUUGCCAAUGUUACAACAUGCCGUUUCGGAGAACAGGACUGUAAAUUCGCUACGUGAAUCAGUGCGAAGUAUCGUAGGUGAUGAUAGCAGAAUUUGCUUCGUUUCUUGCCCAGAUGUCGUCCAUGCUGCAUUCGCUCGUAUCCUGGCUGCAAAAGUUGAACUGGAUUAG
This is a messenger RNA of Haemonchus placei, 1143 nucleotides long. The record is from the annotation of a GenBank genome assembly. NCBI's taxonomy places the organism in Eukaryota, Metazoa, Nematoda, Chromadorea, Rhabditida, Trichostrongylidae.